Funneliformis mosseae is the source of this 217-nucleotide messenger RNA. Lineage: Eukaryota; Fungi; Glomeromycota; Glomeromycetes; Glomerales; Glomeraceae. The record is from the annotation of a GenBank genome assembly.
UGCAUUGAAACUAAUGAUCUCCCUAAUCAAAGAAACAAAAGAAGUUCAAAAUUCACUUGAAAUGCAUUUACAGGAUCUAGUGGGAUUUGUAACUAACAUAUAUAAUCCUUAUCCAUAUUUAUCCAUAUUUAAAACGCCAGUCAAACAUUCUUACAAGAUCAUAAUUGAUAAGAAUAAAAUUCCAAUGCUUCAUGAUGAACCUAAUUUACCUGCAUAA